AUGAUAAAAGAUAGCAAAAUAAACAUUUAUUAUGGUAAGAACUACCCAUUUUUAUGUAGAACUGUAUUCAAUAUAUACCAGAAUAAUAUUAAAAAAAAAACAGCCAACAAUCUGAACGAUAAAAAAAUCAAAGAAAUAUGCGUAAAUUUUAUAAAUGACAAAACAGUCGUAGAAGAUAUAAAAGUCGAAUUUGUAAGAAAUACUGUAUCUGAUCAAACUAGAAAAAACACUAAUACUAAUAAUAGUGUAACAAGUAGUGAUAAAAUUUUUGCAAUAAAUCUCGAUUUUUUAUUAAAAACAAAUUUAUACUAUUUUACAAGCUAUAGAGAAAAUAUUAAUAGGAAUAUAAUAACCAAUGUAUUUUUCCAAGCACAAUAUAAUGAAUGGAUUGAUUUUUUACGAAAUAAAGAUAUCGAAAAAAAUAUAAUACCUAUAUGUGAACAUAUUAACAAACAUUUAUAUCUUAACACAUUCUUAUCUUUUCAUUAUUUAACACUUUCUGAUAUAUAUAUAUAUUAUGAAAUGCACAAAUAUUUCAGUGGUAAUAUAACUACGAAUUUAAAAUAUCCAAAACAAUAUAAAAAUAUUAAUAGAUGGUUUAGGUUGAUCAAAGCUUUAUUACAUGAUCAUGUAGCCACAGAUGCUGAAUUAAUACAAAACUUGAAAGUAAAAGAAAAAAUAUUCAAUACAGCAGGUUCUGGUAAAAGGUUAGGAAAUAAUGGAAACAAAUAUUCUGCCCAUUCAGAUCACACUAAUACAAAAGGAGGCGCAACAUCUUUGUCAUCUUAUGAAGGAAAAUUGCAAAAUGCAGAAAAAGGGAAAGUUGUUACUCGAUUUCCACCUGAACCAUCAGGUUAUUUACACAUUGGGCAUAUAAAAGCUGCAUUUUUAAAUAAUUAUUAUGCAAAUAUUUAUGAAGGAAAAAUGUUGCUAAGAUUUGAUGAUACAAAUCCAGUUUUAGAGGAUGUAAAAUUUGAAAAUUCGAUUAUAGAAGAUUUAGAAACAUUAAGUAUCAAAUAUGAAAAAAUAAGUUAUACUUCAGAUUAUUUCCAAUUAUUAGAAGAAUAUUGUAUCAAACUUAUAAAAAUGAAUAAGGCAUAUGCUGAUGAUACAAAUGUUGAUGAAAUGAGAAAUCAAAGAGGGGAAGGCAUUGAAUCAGUUAAUAGAAAUAAUUCUAUUGAAACUAAUUUAAAACUAUUUGAAGAAAUGCGUAAUGGUACAGAUAUUGGUAAAAAAAAUUGCAUUAGAGCAAAAAUAAAUAUGUCCAGUAAAAAUAAAUGUAUGAGAGAUCCAGUAUUAUAUAGAUGUAUAAUUGAUAUACCACAUCAUAGACAUGGAUUUAAAUAUAAAUGCUAUCCAACUUAUGAUUUUGCAUGCCCUAUUAUAGAUUCAAUUGAAGGUGUAACACAUGCACUAAGAACUAAUGAAUAUAGUGAUAGAAUCGAACAAUAUAAUUGGUUUAUAUAUACAUUAGAAUUAAGAAAUGUACAUAUAUAUGAAUUUAGUAGAUUAGCUUUUGUUAAAACUGUUAUGUCUAAAAGAAAAUUAAAAUGGUUUGUUGAAAAUAAUAUUGUUGAUGGAUGGACCGAUCCGCGAAUGCCAACCAUAAAAGGAAUAUUAAGAAGAGGUUUAACAAAAGAAGCAUUAUUUCAAUUCAUAUUAGAACAAGGCCCAUCAAAAGCUGGAAAUUUAAUGCAAUGGGACAAAUUGUGGUCUAUUAAUAAACAAAUAAUUGAUCCUAAUAUUCCUAGAUUUUCAUCUGUUGAUAUGAAUAAUGGAGUUAUCUUAAAAUUAACUGAUUUAAAAGAAAAUGAAAUUAUUGAAAAAACUCGAGAUUUACAUGUAAAAAAUAAAAGUUUAGGCACAUGCACUAUGUAUUAUACACAACAAAUUUAUAUCGAAUUAGAAGAUGCCCAAAUGAUAGAAGCAAAUGAAGAAAUUACUUUAAUUAAGUUAGGUAAUGUUAUUGUUAAGGAAAUAAUUAAAGAUACAGAUAAUGUUAAUAAAAUAAAAGAAAUUAUUGCUGUAUCUAAUUUUGACGGUGAUUUUAAAACUACAAAAAAAAAAAUUCAUUGGUUACCUUAUAUUCCUGAUAAAUUAAUUAACUGUACUUUAUAUGAAUAUGAUCAUUUAAUAACUGUUGAUAAAUUUGAAAAUGAUAAUAAAGAAGAUUGGACUAAUUGUAUUAACCAGAAUAGCAAAUUUGAAACAGUAGCAUAUGCCGAACCUGCUUUAAUUGAUCUUAAAGUUUCUGAUAAAUUCCAAUUUGAAAGAAGAGGAUAUUUUAUUGUUGAUAAAAUAACUGAAAAUAAACACUUCCAUUUAAUAAAAAUACCUGAUGGGAAAUCAAAGAAUAUGUCUAUUAUAUCUACUAAAGUAAAUCCACAAAAUUUAUCUGGAACUAAAAAAUAA
Molecule: messenger RNA, 2412 nt
Organism: Plasmodium berghei ANKA
Lineage: Eukaryota; Apicomplexa; Aconoidasida; Haemosporida; Plasmodiidae
Product: glutamate--tRNA ligase, putative
Exons: 1
Coding region: 1-2412 (803 amino acids)
Biological process (GO): translation; glutamyl-tRNA aminoacylation
Cellular component (GO): cytoplasm; methionyl glutamyl tRNA synthetase complex; cytosol
Molecular function (GO): glutamate-tRNA ligase activity; ATP binding
Source: RefSeq, a predicted model, not a curated record